CUGACUGGUCGUCGGUCCUUUUAGACAGCGAAGUUUUGUUUUGGGAAAUGGAGUAUGCUGAACGCACGUCCAGUCGUUUGCAAACAGGCGGGGAUUUUGCUGGAGUGUUGUGCUCAUAAAUGGAACCGCUGUCAUCAAAUCGGGCGUCCCAAACGGAGACCACAAUUCUGCCUUACCGUUCUGAAUGAGACUCCCGGUGAUCAGGCGUGGACUCUGUUCACUUCUGCACGGACCCUGUCAGACCGCCUGGCACUCUGAUUUUAUGUCAGAUCCUCUUUAACUCCGCGCACCGCAUGAUCCAAAACGAAAUCGGAAACCGGCCCUGCCCGGUGCCGUUCCGCAGCGGUUAAUAACGGCUGCAGUGACUGAUGUGAGCGAAGGUGGACGCUGGGGAAAUUCACUGACAGUUUCCAUGGAAACCCGGCCUAGGAGACAGGAAGCGCGAAGGCGGCGCGCCCGCUGUCCCACACCCUGAGGCUCGUUAACCUGUCAAGACCUGUAAAUGGCCUCCUCUACAUUGUGGAAACCAAACGGACGCUGGGAGACUGCUUUGUGGAACACCUAUGCUCGAAAUCAAAGAAAUGGAGAAACUUGAGGAACCACUCUUCAUUUUAGAAAAUGGGGAUGUAUACACAAACCCAACAGAAGUGAAAAUGAGUCAGCUUAUCCUGCCGUGUCAUGCCAACCACCGUGGAGAACUGAGCGCAGGACAACUGCUGAAGUGGAUGGACACAACAGCGUGCCUUUCUGCGGAAAGGCAUGCAAACUGCCCCUGUGUUACUGCCUCAGUGGAUGAUAUUGAUUUUGAGCAUACACUCAGCAUUGGGCAAGUGGUAAACAUCAAAGCAAAAGUGAAUCGUGCCUUUAACACAAGCUUGGAGGUUGGAAUUGCUGUCAUUUGUGAAGAUCCCUUAAGUGGAACACAAUGGAAAGUGUGUAAAGCGUUUGCUACGUUUGUGGCUAAGGGAUCAGGACUUUGGAAGGUGCAGUUAAAGCCUGUAAUUCCCAGAACUUCUGAAGAACAGAUGGAAUACAGCAUCGCUGCUGAGCGGCGCCGGAUGAGGCUACACCACCUGGAAACCAUCAAAGAUCUGGUCUCCACCUGCACAAUUCGAGAUGAACAAAAUUUUGAAGAAUCCCAGAGUGCUGUACCAGCAGGGACAACACGAGUUGAGAGCAUCGAACUUGUCUUGCCACCUCAUGCAAACCACCAGAGUAACACUUUUGGAGGACAAAUCAUGGCUUGGAUGGAAAGUGUUGCCACAAUCUCCGCAAGCCGCUUUUGCAAAGGGCAUCCAGUGCUGAAGAGCAUUGACAUGUUCCACUUCAGAGGACCCUCACAAGUUGGAGAUCGCAUAAAUUUAAAGGCAAUAGUUAACAACGCAUUUAAAACAAGCUUUGAAGUUGGUGUCUGUGCAGAAGCCUAUCAUCAGGAAGACUGGGAACGGAAAACACACAUCAACAGUGCCUUUCUGACCUUUGUUAUGCUGGACAAAGAUGGAGAGCUCAGCACAUUGCCCUGCAUUAAGCCAGAACCAGGGGAUGGAGAAAGAAGAUACCGUGAAGCAAGAGCAAGGAAGAAAAUACGACUUGACAGAAAAUACAUCAUUUCACGUAAGCAAACUGAAGUACCACUAUCUGUGCCCUGGGACCCCAGCAAUCAGGUUUACCUCAGCUACAAUAACAUUUCUGCACUGAAAAUGUUGGCUGCAAAGCAAAACUGGGUUCUGAACUGCACACACAACAAGGCCAAACUGUUCACUCUGGAGGAAGGUCAGUUUCUGUCCUUCAAAGCAGAAAUGUCUGUUUCUGUAAACGUCAAGCAAGUUUUCAUGCUCCUGUCUGAUAUGAGCCGUCGACAUGAAUGGGAUACCCACUAUCAGAAAUUUGAGUUGAUACAAAAGGUGGAUGAAGAUGAUGUCAUCUAUCACGUUAUCUCCCCUUCUGUCGACAAGGAGAGUCAAUUUCAAGACUUUGUUUUACUGGCGUCUCGUAGAGUACCUUGUGCUGAUGGCGAUCCGUAUCUGAUAGCGCUCCGCUCAGUCAGACUCGCUGCGGCCCCACCAAUUGAGGGUCUUGUUCGAAGUGAAGUAUUGUGUGCAGGCUUUACACUUUGGGAAGAAGAAGUCACUCGCACCAGGAUUACCUACUACAUUCAGGCGACUCCUGGUGUUCUCCCGUACAUCACCCGUGACAUUACCGGACUCUCUGCUGACCUCUGUAAAGUCUUUGAGGCUUGUAAUAAAUUUCUCGAACAAAAUAAGAAUGUGGACUAUGUAGUUUUGUAAUAUUUGUGCGAUGUAGGGCUGGAUACCUGUUCCUGUACAGUUUGCAUCACAUAAUAAUCCAGGGGAUUGGUGCAAGAGGAACUAGGUCAUGGGAUAAAUGAGAUGUUGGUUCAGUUUUGAUCAACUGGAACUCCAAGUGUAUGAUGAUUAAGCUUGUUGAGCUUUUACAGUGCAUAACUUUUGUAUAUUUUUGUAGUAAUGGCAUUGUUCUUGGUUAAUUAAGAUUGUACACAAAUGGAACUCCAUUAUGUAAUAGUGUGUAGUUCUUGGAAAUUACUGUUAUCUGAUUUAGAGAAGGGAUCACUGCAAUAAUUUGUAAAUUUGAGUAAAGUUUUUGUACAGAAUACUAACUGCCUCUUGCAUACAACAAUUUAUUACAGAUGGCCCAAUUUAAUUUGUUUUAUUGUAAUUUUCAGAAGAAUGAACUUUAAAGAUGAAAAAAUGAGGAAUUUAAGAAUAACUGUCAUUGAUAAAAGACAAUAAUAUUUUUAAUUGAUCAUUUUACUGGUCACUGAGCCUACCAAAUAUUUUCGAUGCUCUUUGGAUGUGUAUAGUGAGAUUUUUUUUCCCCUAUUCUUUACAAACUGCCAACAAAUUUAUUCAAUCAAGUCAUGUUCUCUGUAAAGUUAAAUUUGAUGAUUUUUUUUAGUUUCUGAGUUGAGUGUGUGGAUUCAGAAAGUUACUUUACCAUUAAGUCACAAUCAAUUAUCCUUACAACUGGAACCAGUGCUCGUUAAUGCUACAAUUUAUUACUGAAACACAGAUCAAAAUUAAUUUAAUCCGAUGGGAGAAUCAAAGUUACCGACAGUAAACUUAUUGCAUUGAUUACCACAAAGUAUUUCCACGGUGAUUGUGGAAACCAAAUUUCCUGUGAAUUAAUUCUGUCAUUUGAAACACUAAAUAAAAACACACUG
Molecule: messenger RNA, 3202 nt
Organism: Stegostoma tigrinum
Lineage: Eukaryota; Metazoa; Chordata; Chondrichthyes; Orectolobiformes; Stegostomatidae
Gene: acot11a
Product: acyl-CoA thioesterase 11a
Exons: 17
Coding region: 564-2288 (574 amino acids)
Cellular component (GO): extracellular exosome
Molecular function (GO): thiolester hydrolase activity; lipid binding
Source: RefSeq, a predicted model, not a curated record